CAUUCCGUUCGGACGGGCGUGCCUUUGAGACAAGGAAGAACUCCAUGGCUCUCGAUCCAGCCACCUUCGAAACCUUAAUUCCAUCUCGCUUCAUCGCCUUCACCUUCCCCCACCCCUCACAGCCUGACUCCCUCCUCCGAGUGGCUGUCCUAGACGCACCGAUCCAACCCGCCGAUUCACCUCGAGUCGCGGCCAUGUUCGUCCCCGAGCACCGCGAAUCUGACUGGAUCUUCUCCACAGAGUCCGGUCACCUCCAGCUACUCCUCGGCUCUUCCGGAAUUUCCCGCUUAAUCCUCAUCGGAAACCGGCCCAUCAACGGUCAUUGCUCGCCGAUUAUUUACUACCGUGCGAUCAAUCACGAUUCCAACGGCAUCGAGGUGAGCUUGAAACCUCUUUUGCUCGCAUUGUCUCCUAAAUCUUUGUUUGAAAAUGGGAUGCCUGAGAUUCCCAUUUUAAGCUAUGAAGAUAACGUGAUUUGUCGCGUGGUAGUGGAACGUUGUGUUGGGUCUUUUGCUGGAGAAAUGUUGGUCGAGGAUGUGGAAAUUGAGAGUAGUAGUGACGUGGGUGAGUGUGUAAAGAGGGAAUUUCGGAGACGAUUGAGGUUCAAAAGGAUGCCGAAUUUGGUUCAAACGGAGAUACGUCUUGUUCCCGGGGCGGGUAGUGGUUCAGAUCGUUUGGGGAUUGGGGAGGUUGAGUUCAGGCCUGAUAUUGAGGUUUUGGUGCAUCCUUACCUGGCUCCAAUGGUGGCGAGCAUUUCCUUGAUCAGUUCUUGUAUUGAGGAACGGAAUCAAAAUGGGUUUAGGCCGAAAGCUUUGUGCGUUGGUGUGGGCGGUGGGGCUUUGCUUGCUUUCCUCAAAACUCAAUUGGGUUUUGAUGUCGUCGGGGUGGAGGCUGACGCAGAGGUUUUGAGGGUUGCACGGCAGUAUUUUGGUUUGGAUGAUACCGAGUCUAUCCAGCUUAUUGUUGGAGAUGCAACAAAUGUUAUGGAGAAGAUUGCAUAUAAUGCAAACGGGCACAAUUUGGGUUAUCUUGGCGUUCAUGAGGCCGAGAAUGGUAGUUAUUUGUGGGAUGACAAUGAUCUCAACAACAAAUUCGAUAUCAUUAUGGUUGAUUUGGAUUCUAGUGAUGCUAACGAUGGUACAAUAUCUCCGCCUUUGGAAUUUGUUCAGAAGCAUGCUCUUUUGGCUGCUAAAAUGCUUCUUUGUGAUUUUGGGAUUCUCGCCAUAAAUGUCAUUGCUCCAAGUCGGUCAUUCUAUGAGAAGCUGAUAAAUGAAUUUCGUGAGGUUUUUCACGAGCUGUACGAAAUAGACGUAGGAAAUGAAGAGAAUUUUGUUCUAGUUGCCACAAAGUCACCUACCAUCUCUUGCAUUAGUGAUUGUGAGAAUUCAUUUCUCAACAGACUGCGGUUGGUUACUUCGGGAGCCUACAUGGAUUCCAUAAGGAAGAUUUGAGGCCCAAAGGUCUAUGGAAGUUGAAGAAUAUAAUUAUCAAAGAUUAUAUUGAAAGUCAAAGCAUGUUCCAAAGAAUGAUUCCAAAGCACGAUUUCAAAGGGACUUCAACUCGAGGCAAAAGCUUAAAAUCAGUGAAGAGCUCAUGCCCUUCUGAUGGGAAUCAGCUCGGUUUGAAGGGGAGGAUGAAGAACUAUAAUCUCCAGGCUAUAGUUUUAUGCCUUGCAAAUCCUAAGGGGAUUUGACAACAAAUCUCAAAUCAAGCAUUUGCCCCCUAACGUUGAUUUACCAUUUUAGUAAGCCUUGGUAGGGCUGGUGGAAUGAUAAUGAGUAUAUACAAUAAAACCAAAAGGGAAGAAAAGAUAGAAAGUUUUAGAAUUCUGAAUUCUGGUUUUUGAUUGAAUAAAUAUAAUGUAGAACCACAAAAGCAACUGCUCUAUGGGGCCAAAUGAUCUUCCAAUGUUUUUCAGGUAACUGAAGUUUCUUAACAUCUCAUUUUGAGUUUUUCAUUUGGGGUGGCUUCUUUGGGCAAAGUAUUGUCUACUGAUAAUCUGAGAAGGAGAGGUUUGUUUAUUGCUGAAUGGUGUGUCAUGUGUAAAAGGGAUGGAGAAUCUGUAAAUCACCUUUUUCUUCACUGCGAAGUGACAAGAUUCUUGUGGAACGAGGCUUUAAGUUGGACAGGAUUACAUUGGGUUAUGCCCAGAGAAGUGGUGGAUUUAUUGGUAGGGAAGGGUUUGAAGGGCUGUAAGAAGGCGGCGAGAGUUUGGAAGAUGAUUCCUCCUUGUCUUAUGUGAUGCAUAUGGCUUGAAAGAAAUGAGAGAUGCUUCGAAUAUAAAGAACGCUUUUUGGGAGGUCUUAGGGUUUUUUUCUCGAGUAUUUUGAGUUCUUGGGCUAAAGCUUAUGUAAUGGAGGAUAAUUUUCUGAAUCUGUAUUAGUUUUCUGGUCA
Messenger RNA from Juglans regia (Persian walnut), 2394 nucleotides. Its product is annotated as eEF1A lysine and N-terminal methyltransferase. Lineage: Eukaryota; Viridiplantae; Streptophyta; Magnoliopsida; Fagales; Juglandaceae. The record is from RefSeq and is a predicted model, not a curated record. The coding region runs from base 45 to 1451 and encodes 468 amino acids. The transcript has a single exon.